Scutellospora calospora is the source of this 501-nucleotide messenger RNA. The record is from the annotation of a GenBank genome assembly. Lineage: Eukaryota; Fungi; Glomeromycota; Glomeromycetes; Diversisporales; Gigasporaceae.
AUUGGUGUAUUAUAUUGUGCUCCAACACAAAAAACUGAAGAAGAAUGGUUUUCUAAUACCACAACAUCAGUUGCAUAUGAACAUUUUUUAGAAAUUUUAGGUAAUAAAGUUAGAUUAUUAGGAUUUGAUGGUUUUUCGGGUGGUUUAGAUACUUCUACAGAAGGUACUGGUGAAUAUUCAAUUUAUGAUACUGGAACAUGGAAAGAUUUUACUAUUAUGUAUCAUGUUAGUACUUUACUUCCUUUUGAAAAAUCAAAUAAACAUCAAAUUACAAGAAAAAGACAUAUUGGAAAUGAUGUUGUAUGUAUAAUUUUUCAAGAUGUUCGAAAACCUUUUUCUCCACUUGCUAUACGUUCGCAAUUUUUGCAUGUUUACGUAGUUGUUAGUCCUGUUCAAAUUAAUAUUGGUUCUUCAAGAGCAUAUCGAGUUGAUAUUGUAUGUAAAGAUGGUGUACCAUAUUUUGGUCCUACAUUACCUGAUCCUCCAAUAUUUGAUGAUCCC